GUUGACGUUAUACACCUGACCAGCCACCCUACUUUUGUUUUUGUUUUAUGUAACCAUACCAAACAUAACAUACUGUAUCAUACUUUGAAAUUUCCCGGAUUAACUUUAGUAUACUACGUCUAGUCUAUGAGACCAGGCUGCAUCCAAAGUAUAUCUGAAACAAACCGAGGAGGUCGUACUUACAAAGAAGUUUACAGGGGAAAAAGGUGGUCCCACAAAAAAAAACUGUUUUAUGAAGCAAACUACCGAGCACUUCAAUCUGCUGUUUUGCCACCGCCUUUACCCGCGAAAUAAAGCCAUAAACUUGUUUCAAUUUACUCCGAAUGUUAUCAGAGACAGACGAUUGAGUAGUAUGCUAUGUUUAUUAUCAACUGGAUUCAACUUUGAAAAAUCCGAACCAAAAAAAUGGAGAGAACAGCUGAGUCCUGUUGUGGAGUCUUGCUGUCGUGUGUAGCUAGCUAGCUAACUUGGAUAUAGCUACGAAUUUCCCAAUUUUCAUCAGUCCACUUCUGUGUGGAGAAGCUAUUUUCUGAGUGGCCUGCCACACUGAUUGCCAUUGAUAAAGUUGGUUCAGUGGGCCACUGCAGAAUUUUGUCAAGAGCAUUGGCUGUCUGCUGUGUCUUGAUGCUCUUCAGUGCCUGGUUGUUACAUGGGCGAUGAAGAUGUCCUGCUGGUCAGGAUUGUGAUGUGAUGGGGUGCAGGACGAGCAAGGUCCUCCCUGAGCCACCUGGAGAUGUCCAGCUAGACUUGGUCAAAAAGGUGGAGCCUCCUAAGACCGACAUCUACAAACAUUUCAUCCGAGACGACGGCAGUGGGAGUAAAAUGGGAGGGGAGAAAACAGGCUCUCUCUCUCCACAAGCCCAGGCAGCUUUCCCAGCUACCCGGGCAUCCCCGGGUACAGGCCAACCAGAUGCCUCAGACCCAUGCAGAAACAAGGUAGCCAAGUACAGAGCCAAGUUUGACCCACGGGUCACAGCCAAAUAUGACAUUAAGGCCCUGAUAGGUCGCGGUAGCUUCAGCCGGGUGGUGCGAGUGGAGCACAAGAGCACGCGUCAGCCCUAUGCUAUCAAGAUGAUCGAGACGCGCUAUAGAGAGGGACGUGAGGUAUGCGAGUCAGAGCUGUGUGUCCUGCGUCGUGUACGCCACACUAACAUCAUCCAGCUGAUGGAGGUGUUUGAGACAGCUGAGAGAGUGUACAUGGUGAUGGAGCUGGCUACAGGAGGAGAGCUUUUUGACCGUAUCAUCGCCCGUGGCUCUUUCACAGAGCGUGAUGCUACACGUGUCCUACAGAUGGUACUGGACGGGGUCAAGUAUCUACAUACACUUGGCAUCACCCACCGUGACCUCAAGCCUGAGAACCUGCUCUACUAUCACCCUGGGGCGGACUCAAAAAUUAUGAUCACUGACUUUGGGCUGGCCAGCACUCGUAAAAAGGGGGAUGAGUGCUUGAUGAAGACCACUUGUGGGACACCAGAGUACAUUGCCCCAGAGAUCCUGGUACGGAAGCCAUACACUAAUGCUGUAGACAUGUGGGCUCUGGGUGUCAUUUCCUACAUUCUGCUGAGUGGAACCAUGCCCUUUGAGGAUGACAACCGCAUGCGACUCUACCGCCAGAUCCUCAAAGGGAAGUACAGCUUCUCUGGGGAGCCAUGGCCCAGUGUGUCCAACCUGGCGAAGGACUUCAUUGACCGUGUGCUGACAGUGGACCCCAGCGAGAGGUUGACUGCAGGCCAGGCUCUGAAGCACCCCUGGGUCGUCAGCAUGGCUGCUUCAUCCUCCAUGAAGAACCUGCAGCGCUCUAUCUCCCAGAACCUCCUGAAGAGGGCCUCGUCACGCUGCCACAGCACCAAGUCUGCCCAGUCCACACGCUCCAGCCGCUCCACCAAGUCCAACAAGGCUCGCCGUGCUCGGGAGAAAGAGCUGCGUGAGCUCAACCGCCGCUACCAACAACAAUACAAUGGCUGAGUAGUAGUUACAUGGGCUGUAAUUUUGACAAACUUGUAAUGUUGCAGGUCUCAUUGAGACCACAAGCAGGGACUUAUCAGCAGUGGCCUAGAACAGCACUUCAGCUCAGCAAUAACUUCAACAUCCAUCCUAGGCCAUUGUGCCACUGAGGCAGUAAACAAAACAUCCUCAGAUUUCACUAUUUUUCCUAGAUUCCUAUUUCCUCAAGUUUCUUUCCUGUCCUUGUGUGUCUCCUCAUAUUUAUUUAUUGUUGUCAUGAUUAUAUUGUUUCCGUAGAAAUGGUCACUUGAAGCUGUCCAUCUAAACGGAUCUGUUGAACAGAAUUCAAGGUAAUGAAGGUUUAGGAAGGGAUGUUGAAAUGCUUUUCCAACACUGAUUCCUAAUUAUUUGCUGUGAAUUUAUUAUGUUACAAGAACAGUGAGUUACUUGUUUUGGUGGAGAUCUAUAUCUGAUUAUAUCUUGAUUUGGACAAAAAAUACGAUGAUACUUUGUGCUAAAACACAAGUAUGUCAAUGAAGGCCAAAAUAAACAUUGAUUUAUUUAAUUUUGGUUUAGAAGUCGUAUAUCCAAUCUUAUUGUAUCCCGACCAGUUGCUUUCAUGGAUUGCAAAUUAAGUCUCUUCCUUGCCAGGAUUCAGUUUUUGCAACCUGUCCAUUCAUGAUUUUUUUCCCCAAUUCGUUCUGGGAUUCUUUUUUAACUGUGAGCUUGAAAGUCUGAGGGAGGUUGACUGGAAACUAAAUAAGGACGGAUGAUCCAGCGCUUUUGCAUCUGUUGUUGUGAGGAUUGAUUAGGCUGAAACAUUGUCCUGUCUCUGCACUCUCCUGCUCCUGCUUUCUGAGAUGGACAGCAUUGUUGUAAUGAAGUAUACACGUCAAGUGAUGUGUAAUUUAACAAACUGAUGGAGAAUAGAUCAAAUAAAUGUCUAACUGAUGGAGAAUAGUCCAAUGGUUGAAAGCUCAGUAUUCAUAAUUUUUUUUGUAUCAAAUAUUUCUUUCCAAUUUGUUCUGAGUAAUGCAGACAUCUCAUGUUUUACUGUAUUUUUUAUUUUUUAUAAAUAUUUUUAUUGAACAAACUAUGUAGUUUGACAACAACUAAAUUUGUGCUGUGGUAGAUGCUUUGCCAGUCGUAAAGCCCACGGACGGCUGUUGGGAGGAGAGACCAAUUCAAAUCUGGCCUUUCUGCACUAUUGUCAAGUCUUAAUCAAGAAAAAUGACCAUAAAAUUAUAGGAUUGAAAAUAAAUCUUAUAACUAUUGCUUUGGUCUUUUAAAUGGAACUCUUCAAUGUUUCAGAGAUUUUAUUAUUUUGGGUGUACCUUGUUAUAGCCUGUGAAUGCACUUAUUUAAGUAGUGGUUCAAGGGACUGAUCUCAUUUAACCCACAGUACCAUUUUGAGGGGUCAUCCAAUAGUGUUUUGAGGGGAUUAAUCAAAAUACUUAUACCUCUGUUUUUUGUUGACAGGCUUAAUUGUAGGUUUUGUAUAUUAAUUACACAUGCUCUUGUUAGUUAGCUCCUUUUGUAGUUAUCUUUUUGUUCUCCCCAACCAAGACACCCAUAUUAAGCGAUCGGUUUGAUUUUGUCAUAUAGACUAUGUACUUUUGAGCAAUUUCCGGUGAGAAGCGCUGGUAUUUUAAAGUUAAUUUUUCAAAGAUACUGGAAAUCCAACAGAGCCGUAUCAGCUUACCUCAAUCUCUCAUUUGGUAAUUCUAUAAUGUUACAUUAUUCUCCAUCUUCACUCAAUCGGUCCUACUGCUGUUAUUGUUUUUUUUUUUACUUGUUGCACAGUAAUGUGCAGUGGUGUCUUCCCCCCACAUACUUGGCCAACUGCACCCUCCCCCUCCCCCCUUUUGUUCUCUGAACAGCCUCAAGUUGUCAUGGCAUGGACUCUAAAAGGUGUUGAAAGCAUUCCACAGGGAUGCUGGCCCAUGGUGACUCCAAUGCUUCCCACAGUUGUGUCAAGUUGGGUGGAUGUACUUUGGGUGGUGGACCAUUCUUGAUACACAAGGGAAACUGUUGAGCAUGAAAAACCCGGCAGUGUUGCAGUUCUUGACACAAACCGGUGCGCCUGGCACCUACUACCAUACCCUGUUCAAAGGCACUUAAAUCUCUUGUUAUGCCUAUUCACCCUCUGAAUGGCACACAUACACAAUCCAUGUCUCAAGGCUUCAAAAUCCUUUAUUAACCUGUCUCCUCCUCUUCAUCUACACCAAUUGAAGUGGAUUUAGCAAGCGUCAUCAAUAACGGAUCAAAGCAUUCGCCUGGUCAGUCUGUAAUGGAAAGAGCAGGUGUUAUUCAUGUUUUGUACACUCAGUGUAUGUGAAAUGCAGCACACAUUGGUACCAUGCAUUUUCAACGCCACAGAACGAAUAAUGCCAUGGUUUCAGUCACUUGUUGAUUGAUUGUUUUUGUAACAUCAAUGCCUUUUAUUUUUAACAAAGGUUUGGUUUUAAUGCAAACAUGGAAUUCAAAAUUAUUUUUACAUCCUGAAAAAACUGUCUAGGCCUGAAGUGGAGAAAAUUGUAAAGUGUGUAAUGUGUGCCAAGUCAAUGAUUAACCAAAUAGUAUUUGCAAGAGAUCUUGCGGAAUGUAAACAUAUUUUCCGAAAGUGUUUCCUUUCACCUGUUCUAUCUGUAUGACACAUGCUGUUGUCUUUUUCGGAAGUAGCCAAUUCAACACUGUUUCCCGAAUGCAAUUGUUUUUAAUGUAUUUUUUUUAUGUUGUUCAUUUGUGUUUAAAUGAGUGAUAACACAAUGAUUCUUGUACAUUCAGUUUUUUUUAAAUGGUGAACUGGUUCAGUGAGUCAUGUUUUAUUUGAAUAUGACAAAUAAACAAACUCGAACCUGACAACUUUUUUUGUACUAAUUAAAAAAAUGAUAAUUCUUAGUGAUACAUCCUUUGAAAAAAGUACCAGCCAUAUGUUCAUACCAAUUUGAAAGGAAAGAUCCCUUUUUUCCCACUGUGUAUCAUAUGCUUUGUCAUGUUUCCCAGUGUUUUGAUGGAUUUGGCAUCAUUAUGGUCUUUCCCCUAUGUGAGCCCUAUGCAUUUUUUGUUUGGAAGUCCUAGUAAAAUACACUACAUGACCAGAAGUAUGUGGACACCUGCUUGUUGAACAUCUCAUUCCAAAAUCAUGGGAAUUAAUAUGGAAUUGGUCCCCCCUUUUCUGCUUUAACAGCCUCCACUCUUCUGGGAAGGUUUUCCACUAGAUGUUGGAACAUUGCUGUGGAGACUUGCUUCCAUUCAGCCACGAGCGUUAGUGAGGUUGGGCACUGAUGUUGGGCGAUUAGACCUGGUUCGCGGUCGGCGUUCCAAUUCAUCCCAAAAGUGUUUGAUGGGGUUGAGGUCAGGGCUCUGUGCAGGCCAGUUAAAUUCUUCCACACUGAUCUCGACAAACCAUUUCUGUAUAGACUUUGCCUUGUGCCCGGGGGCAUUGUUAUGCUGUAACAGGAAAGGGCCUUCCCCAAACUACUGUUGCCACAAAGUUGGAAGCACAGAAUCGUCUAGAAUGUCAUUGUAUGCUAUAGCGUUAAGAUUCCCCUUCACUGGAACUAAGUGGCCUAGCCCAAACCAUAAAAAACAGCCCCAGACCAUUAUUCCUCCUCCACCAAACUUUAAAGUUGCCACAAUGCAUUCGGGCUGGUAGCUUUCUCCUGGCAUCCGCCAAACCCAGAUUCGUCCGUCGGACUGCCAGAUGGUGAAGCGUGAUUCAUCACUCCAGAAAACACAUUUCCACUGCUCCAGAGUUCAAUGGCGGCAAGCUUUACACCACCCCAGCCGCCGCUUGGCAUUGCGCAUGGUGAACUUAGGCUUGUGUGCGGCUACUCUGCCAUGGAAACCCAUUUCAUUAAGCUCCCGACGAACAGCUCUUGUGCUGAUGUUGCUUCCAGAGGCAGUUUGGAACUUGGUAGUAGUGAGUGUUGCAACUGAGGACAGACGAUCUUCAAUAACAGAACUUACAGUUGACCCGGGGCAGCUCUAUCAGGUCAGAAAUUUGACGAACUGACUUGUUUGAAAGGUAGCAUCCUAUGACUGUGCCACAUUGAAAGUCACUGAGCUCUUCGGUAUGGGCCAUUCUACUGCAAGUGUUUGUCUAUGAAGGUUGCAGGGCUGUGUGCUCGAUUCUAUACACCUGUCAGCAGCGGGUGUGGCUGAAGUUGCCGAAUCCACUCAUUUGAAGGGGUGUCCACAUACUUUUGUAUACACAGUAUAGUGUAAAUGCCACCAAUAUGACAAAAGGGUUUUGCUGCAAUGUAUGAUUAAGUGUUUUCCUUAUGUGUGGAUCUUGUUACAUGUUUAAUUCAAUUAACUGAGAAGUUUAAAUACUUUUCACAGACACCAGGUUCUGUUUUCAUUUAUCAAGUUGUGUUGAUGGGUAUCGUAUUUAGUGAAGAUAUUUUACAAAUGGGCUCCACCACAGUCAAUAGGCUGCUUACAGUGCAGGAAAUUGAGCCACUGGUAUGUUUAAAGAGGACAGACUAUAGACUAUGGUAACUUGUUAUUCAACAACCCUGUCCUUAGAUAGCCUUCUAAUCAGAUUUAACACCUACUGUCUCUUACUCAAUUCCAAUCAAAGCACUAUUGAGAGAAUUCUGUCUAGCUGCAUCACCGUCUGGUAAAACAACGACAUGCCCUCGACCGUAAGGCUCUACAGAUGGUGGUGCUGGCUCAGCACAGCCAUCGAGGACGUCUACAUCAGGCAGUGUCUGAGGAAGGCCAGGAAAAUCUGCAAAGACUUCAGCCAGCCCAGCCAUGGACUGUUCUGCCCACUACUGUCUGGCAAGCGGUACCGGAGCAUCAGGUCUCAAACUAACAGGCUCUGAGACAGCUUCUACUUCCAAGCAAUAGGACUAUGAACAGCUCAUCAAGAGCUGACUACCUCACCCAUCUGUACUGACUCUACCUGCACUGACUAUAUACACACUACCCACACAUCCACAAACACAUAUACUAAUACUCCCGCACCCCUCUACACACACACAGGACUACAUUACACAAAUGCCACCAGAAUCCCUUUCAUUGAUUGGUACUGAUACUGACCUUGCAUAUAGUGCAUAUUCUAACAUGUAUUUAUUGUAUUCUCAUGUGUACUUUUUAAUUAUUGUGUGUAUUUCUUUUAUAUGACUUCGUAUAACUGGAUUGUUGAGGAUCAUUGCAUCUAAAAAUCCAAGAUGCUGUGAAAUUGUGAAACUGCUUUUAUCUCAUUUACCAGUUGCUGUGAAUCAUGCUGCAUGUUAACUUGAUAGACUAGUGUUGAUAAGUAGUUUAAAUGUAGCCAA
Oncorhynchus keta (chum salmon) is the source of this 7235-nucleotide messenger RNA. It is a transcript of the gene pskh1, whose product is annotated as protein serine kinase H1. The coding region runs from base 691 to 1965 and encodes 424 amino acids. The record is from RefSeq and is a predicted model, not a curated record. Gene Ontology annotation, biological process: protein phosphorylation. NCBI's taxonomy places the organism in Eukaryota, Metazoa, Chordata, Actinopteri, Salmoniformes, Salmonidae. The transcript is spliced from 3 exons. Gene Ontology annotation, molecular function: ATP binding; protein kinase activity.